Messenger RNA from Thlaspi arvense, 2805 nucleotides. The record is from the annotation of a GenBank genome assembly. Lineage: Eukaryota; Viridiplantae; Streptophyta; Magnoliopsida; Brassicales; Brassicaceae.
AUGGAAUCGGAAUGGAAUGAUUCUCAUUUUCUAUCCGGUAGUAAAAGAAGCUUCGGUGAUCUUCAAGACGAUGAAGAUGAUACCGUAGUAUCGAAAAAGGAUUGUAGGAAAGUGGAUGAAGCAGAACCUGUUGUUACAGCCGCCAUGAUUUUGUUACUCAGAGAGAGUCUUCAGAGUUGUAAAGAUAGAUUUGCUUCAUUUAACGACGAAAUCGCUUCAUGUAAAGAUAAACUUGCCUCAUGUAAAGACGAAAUUGCUUCAUGUAAAGAUGAACUUGCUUCAUGUCAAAAUGAGCUUGAAGCAGCCAAGACAGAGGUUGGUGAGUGGAAAUCAGCAUUUCAGAAGGAGUCCUCUCUACCAGCUAGAAAAACUAAUGAACCUAGAUUUUUGAUUGACUACAUCCAAAAUCUAAAAUCUUCAGAGAAAUCUAUAAAAGAACAGUUGGAAAUCGCACAAAUGAAGUUAGCAAUCCGUGAUCUGAAGUCUCAACUCGAGCCAGAAGUCGACAGCGAGACAGCCGCAGUCAAAAUCGAGAUUUUAUACAAACUAAGUUCUGUUGUUGUAAUAAAAAAAAACCAGGCAUUGUUGUCGUUGUUGCGGGCAGCAAACGCGCAGGUCGCGCAGCUGAAGGAUGUUCAUGACGUGAAGUUGGCUGAGCUGGAGAAAAACGUAGCUAUCAUAUUCCAAAACAUUCCGGGCUUGGUUCGUCCUCCCCGUACCUCAGAGAAUAAUGUUGCCGAAAACAUAAUCAGGAGUAAUGACGACGAUUUUGGCGGAGAUUAUCCCGCUACAAAUGCCACUAGGGCUUCAGGUAGUAAAAGAAGCUUCGGUGAUCUUGAAGACGAGGAAGAUGAUAUCUUCGGAUCGAAAAAGGGUCGCACGAAAGCGGAGGAAGCAGCCCCUGGUGUUGCAACUGGAAUGAUUUUGUCACUCAGAGAAAGUCUUCAGAACUGUAAAGAUGAACUUUCUUCAUGUCAAAAUGAGCUUGAAUCAGCGAAAACAGAGAUUCUCAAGUGGAAAUCAGCGUUUCAGAACGAGUCCUUUGUGCCGGCUGGAAAAUCUCCUGAACCUAGAUUUUUGAUUGACUACAUCCAAAAUCUAAAAUCUUCUGAGAGAUCUUUGAAAGAACAGCUGGAAAUUGCAAAGAGAAAAGAAGCUUCAUGCAUUGUACAAUAUGCGAAGCGGGAACAGGAAAUGGCAGAACUGAAGUCAGCUGUUCGCGAUUUGAAGUCUCAGCUCAAGCCAGCGUCAAUGCAGACAAGGAGGCUGUUACUGGAUCCAGCAAUCUAUGAAGAAUUUUCACGUCUGAAGAAUCUAGUUGAGGAAAAAGAAAAGAAGAUGAAGGAACUCCAGGAUAACAUUGUUGCAGUCACAUUUACCCCUAUGAGCACGAUGGGGAAGAUGCUUAUGACAAAGUGCAGAACACUGCAAGACGAAAACGAGGAUAUCGGACAACAAGCUUCUGAAGGAAAGAUGCAUGAGCUAGCGACGAAGCUUGCAAUGCAAAAGUCUCAAAACAAGGAACUUAGAAGUCAAUUUGAAGGACUGUUCAAACACAUGGCGGAGUUAACUAAUGAUGUUGAGCGAUCAAACGAAACGGUGAUAAUAUUGCAAGAGAAGUUGGAACAGAAGGAUAAGGAGAUAGAGAGGGUAAAGAAAGUGAUGGAGGUUACGUCUGAUGUAGCUGACAAGAAAGAUGAAGCUGAUGAAAAGAAAGAUGAAGCUGAUGAAAAGAAAGAUGAAGAAGAAGAUAUGAAAGAAAUUGAUGCGAGCGACGAAUUCAAAAUCCGAAGGAGCGGGAAAACAAUAUCGAAAAAUCAAAUAAUCGAGAACCCUCGUCAUUUCGGUUUUGGAGGAUUUUCGCAGAAACCAGCAAUGGAGAAGUACGAGAAGCUCGAGAAGGUCGGAGAAGGAACGUACGGGAAAGUUUACAAGGCGGUGGAGAAAGGCACCGGGAAGCUCGUGGCUCUGAAGAAAACCAGGCUCGAGAUCGACGAAGAAGGUAUUCCACCAACCGCGCUUCGCGAGAUUUCGCUUCUCCAGAUGCUAUCGACGUCGCUCUACGUGGUUCGAUUGCUCUGCGUCGAGCACGUCCUUAAAUCUCCGGCCAAAUCUCAGUCAUCCAAAUCGAAUCUCUAUCUCGUUUUCGAGUACCUUGAUACUGAUCUUAAGAAAUUCAUCGAUUCGCAUAGGAAAGGUGCUAACCCUAAGCCCCUUGAGCCUUCUCUGAUCCAGAAGCUGAUGUUUCAGCUCUGCAAAGGAGUCGCACACUGUCACAGCCACGGCGUGCUUCACCGUGAUCUGAAACCGCAGAAUCUUCUUCUGGUGAAAGACAAAGAGCUCCUUAAAAUCGCCGAUCUGGGCCUCGGUCGCACUUUCACUGUACCUCUCAAGUCCUACACGCACGAGAUCGUCACUCUCUGGUAUAGAGCUCCUGAAGUUCUUCUUGGCUCCACUCACUAUUCAACUGCCGUUGACAUUUGGUCUGUUGGCUGCAUCUUCGCGGAGAUGGUCAGGAGGCAAGCUCUUUUUCCUGGUGAUUCUGAGUUUCAGCAAUUGCUUCAUAUCUUCAGACUGCUAGGAACACCAACUGAGCAGCAAUGGCCUGGUGUUUCCUCUCUCCGUGACUGGCAUGUCUACCCAAAGUGGGAGCCGCAAGACUUGACACGUGCUGUUCCAUCUCUUUCGCCUCAAGGAGUUGAUCUUCUCAUGAAAAUGCUCAAGUACAAUCCAGCGGAAAGAAUUGCAGCGAAAACAGCUCUUGAUCACCCAUAUUUUGACAGCCUUGACAAGUCUCAGUUCUGA